GUCGCUCCCACGCAGACGCCCGCCAUGCCGCCUGCCAUGCCACAGUGGGUCCGGCAGGCACUGCUGGCCUUACUCCUCCCCACGCUCCUGGCACAGGGCGAAGCCAGGCGGAGGGGAGACCCCCAGGCCCGGAACAGCAGCAGACCUGCGCUCAUAAGGCUGUCGGACUACCUUCUGGCCAACUACGAGAAGGGCGUGCGGCCUGUGCGUGACUGGAGGAAGCCAACCACCGUCUCCAUUGAUGUCAUGGUCUAUGCCAUACUCAACGUGGAUGAGAAGAACCAGGUACUGACCACCUACAUCUGGUACCGGCAGGGGAGCAGACCAUACUGGACUGACGAGUUUCUCCAGUGGAACCCCAAGGACUUUGACAACAUCACCAAGUUGUCCAUCCCCACGGACAGCAUCUGGGUCCCCGACAUUCUCAUCAACGAGUUUGUGGACGUGGGGAAGUCUCCGAAUAUCCCGUAUGUGUAUGUUCGGCAUCAUGGCGAGGUUCAGAACUACAAGCCCCUCCAGGUGGUGACCGCCUGCAGCCUGGACAUCUACAACUUCCCCUUCGAUGUACAGAACUGCUCGCUGACCUUCACCAGCUGGCUGCACACCAUCCAGGACAUCAACAUCUCCCUGUGGCGUUUGCCAGAAAAGGUGAAGUUUGACAAGAGCGUCUUCAUGAACCAGGGCGAGUGGGAGCUGCUGGGGGUGCUGACCCAGUUCCGGGAGUUCAGCAUCGAAAGCAGCAACCACUAUGCAGAAAUGAAGUUCUAUGUGGUCAUCCGCCGGCGGCCCCUGUUCUAUGCCGUCAGCCUGCUGCUGCCCAGUAUCUUCCUCAUGGUCAUGGACAUCGUGGGCUUCUACCUGCCCCCGGACAGCGGCGAGAGGGUCUCCUUCAAGAUCACCCUCCUCCUGGGCUACUCGGUCUUCCUGAUCAUCGUGUCCGACACGCUGCCAGCCACUGCCAUCGGCACUCCCCUCAUCGGUGUCUACUUCGUGGUGUGCAUGGCUCUGCUGGUGAUCAGCUUGGCCGAGACCAUCCUCAUCGUGCGGCUGGUGCACAAGCAAGACCUGCAGCAGCCCGUGCCCGCCUGGCUGCGGCGCUUGGUUCUAGAGCAACUCUCCUGGCUGCUUUGUCUUGGCGAGCAGCCAACCUCCCAUAGGCCCCCGGCCAACUCCCAAGCCACCAAGACUGAUGACUGCUCAGCCAUGGGGAACCACUGCGACCAUUUGGGAGGACCCCAGGACUUGGAGAAGAUCCCGAGGGGCAGAGGCAGCCCUCCCCCUCCGCCGCGGGAGGCCUCGCUUGCAGUGCGAGGGCUGCUGCAGGAGCUGUCGUCCAUCCGGCGCUUUCUGGAGAAGCGGGAUGAGAUCCGGGAGGUGGCCCGGGACUGGCUGCGCGUGGGCUCUGUGCUGGACAGGCUGCUCUUCCGCAUCUACCUGCUGGCUGUGCUGGCCUACAGUGCCACCCUGGUCACACUCUGGUCCAUCUGGCAGUAUUCUUAAGUGGGUGCAGCCCCGCAGGGGCUGGGGCUGGUUAGGAUGGGGAGGAAGGACUUCUGCUUAGAUCCUUCCGGGCCCAGGGGCUGCCAGGGACAUUCCUUCUCAAGGCACGGCUGCAGUUCCUCCCAUUUCCAAUGCUGAUUCACCUCAGCAACCCUGAACCACAGAGUCUGAAGCCUUACCCCAAAACUUGAUGUUCAGAUUCUUCCGUCCACCGCUUAUCCCCAACUACCCAUUACGGCUUCAAAAUAUAUGCUCUUAGGCCAGGAGAAACCUCAGCAUGCCCUCACGUCACUCUGCUCGUCUGUGCAUCAAGCCUCAGCUUCCCCAUGGAUGUCCCUGGAUAAGGCAUUCUGGAAUUCUCAUUCCCCCUCAAACUUGUUUGUAGGUUGGAGGUAAAAACAGCCUUCUAUGACAUGGCUCGGCAACACUGCAGUCAGUGUACCUGACCCCCAACACCC
This is a messenger RNA of Tupaia belangeri chinensis (Chinese tree shrew), 1958 nucleotides long. It is a transcript of the gene HTR3A, whose product is annotated as 5-hydroxytryptamine receptor 3A. Gene Ontology annotation, cellular component: postsynaptic membrane. Gene Ontology annotation, biological process: monoatomic ion transmembrane transport. Lineage: Eukaryota; Metazoa; Chordata; Mammalia; Scandentia; Tupaiidae. The coding region runs from base 25 to 1500 and encodes 491 amino acids. The record is from RefSeq and is a predicted model, not a curated record. The transcript is spliced from 9 exons. Gene Ontology annotation, molecular function: extracellular ligand-gated monoatomic ion channel activity; transmembrane signaling receptor activity.